CACAUGGACAAUUCGUUGAGGGUAAAGCGACUUUGUGUUGAGUAGAAAGUGUGAUCUUUCGAUAUUCUUCUCCGAUAUACCAGUGGCAGUUUGAAUUGUAUUAUGGUUUCUUCCUUGUAGUAAACGAACUGAGGUAAGUGUGGGGUAAUUACAGCGGCAAACAUUUUACAAUUUUCCGGUUAAAAUGGCGAACGGGAUCCAGGUAGAAACCGUCGUGCUAUGCGGGCGUGCCAAGUUGAGCGAGAACUAGUUUCACGGUAUUCUCCGACCAUUUAAAUUCUUAUGGAUGGUGAUGAAGGUGCAAUCCAUACGCUUUACGUUCCUAAGCUGCAUACAGAUUUAAGAUAGAGGUUUAACAAAUGCAUCUCUGCAAACAUCUGGUUCUUUUUCAGAUGUCUUUAAAAGAAACUUCUUAAUGAGACUCGUUCUCUCGAUGUUUAAAUUCUCUGACAGUUCUCAAGCAUGAUGAAUUGCAUUAACUUAACCAUCUUUCGGGACAGAAUAAUUUUGUUGAGGUGCAUUAUCUGACUUGAGAAUUACUGAAGGUAGUAGACAUCUCCCUGUACAUUCUAAAGCAGUUUGUAACCCUUGCACAUAAUACUAUUCUUCCAGCCUGAAGUACUUAUUGAGAACAACAGACUUCCUCCUCUUGCUUCUUGGAAAUGUCGGACAUGGAUGAUGAUUUCAUGUGUGAUGAUGAUGAAGAUUAUGACCUGGAGUACUCUGAAGACAGUGCCUCCGAGCCUGAUGUGGAUUUGGAAAACCAGUACUACAAUUCAAAAGCCUUGAAAGAAGAUGAUCCUAAUGCCUCAUUGCAAAGCUUUCAGAAGGUUUUGGAUCUUGAAACAGAAAAAGGUGAAUGGGGAUUCAAAGCACUGAAACAAAUGAUCAAGAUCAACUUCAAGCUGGGCCAUUAUGAUGAGAUGAUGACCCGCUAUCAGCAGUUGCUCACAUACAUAAAGAGUGCUGUCACAAGGAACCACUCUGAAAAGUCUAUUAAUUCCAUCCUGGAUUACAUUUCGACUUCAAAGCAAAUGGAGUUGCUACAGAAUUUCUACGAGACCACACUGGAAGCCUUGAAAGAUGCAAAGAAUGACAGACUGUGGUUUAAGACAAACACAAAGCUAGGAAAGUUGUACUUUGACAGAGGGGAAUUCACCAAGCUGGCAAAAAUCCUGAAACAACUGCAUCAGUCUUGUCAGACAGAUGAAGGAGAAGAUGAUUUGAAGAAGGGAACUCAAUUGCUAGAAAUUUAUGCUCUGGAGAUCCAGAUGUACACAGCUCAAAAAAAUAACAAGAAGCUUAAAGCUUUGUAUGAACAGUCCCUUCACAUCAAAUCUGCUAUUCCACAUCCACUUAUUAUGGGGGUGAUCAGGGAGUGUGGCGGGAAGAUGCACUUACGGGAGGGAGACUAUGGAGCAGCUCACACUGAUUUCUUUGAGGCUUUUAAGAACUAUGAUGAGUCUGGAAGUGGAAGGCGCACAACUUGCCUGAAAUACCUUGUCCUGGCCAACAUGCUUAUGAAAUCUGGUAUCAACCCUUUUGACUCUCAGGAAGCAAAACCUUACAAAAAUGACCCAGAGAUUCUAGCCAUGACAAAUCUCGUCAGUGCUUACCAGAAUGAUGAUAUCAAUGAGUUUGAGAAAAUUCUCAAAACCAACCGCAAGAACAUAAUGGAUGAUCCCUUUAUCAGGGAACACAUCGAAGAUCUCUUAAGAAACAUCAGGACACAAGUGCUUAUCAAGCUGAUUAAGCCAUACACACGGAUCCACAUUCCAUUUAUAUCCAAAGAGUUGAACAUUGAUACAGAAGAAGUGGAAAGCCUUCUGGUACAAUGUAUACUUGACAAUACCAUUCAUGGCCGCAUUGAUCAGGUAAAUCAACUUCUUGAACUGAACAGAACAACACAGAGUGUUGAUAGGUUCCAGGGACUGGAUAGGUGGACCACACAGUUAAAUUCGCUUCACACUACAGUCGUAAACAAGAUUGCCUAAGCAGCCAUUUACAUAAUCAACAGUCAAACAGACAAGUAACUGUUAAGCAGGUGCCAUAAAUCUUGCUGUAAAUGUGAGCUUCUUGGACACAUGUCUGUUGUUAAUAAAUGAAGGUUUGUGUGGUGAUUCCAAGUUAGAAGGCUCUAUUUUUAGGGUUUUUUUUUUUCUUUUUUUUCUUU
Messenger RNA from Pocillopora damicornis (cauliflower coral), 2173 nucleotides. RefSeq names its product COP9 signalosome complex subunit 2. NCBI's taxonomy places the organism in Eukaryota, Metazoa, Cnidaria, Anthozoa, Scleractinia, Pocilloporidae. Gene Ontology annotation, molecular function: protein binding. The record is from RefSeq and is a predicted model, not a curated record.